Molecule: messenger RNA, 1257 nt
Organism: Papilio xuthus (Asian swallowtail)
Lineage: Eukaryota; Metazoa; Arthropoda; Insecta; Lepidoptera; Papilionidae
Product: cyclic AMP-dependent transcription factor ATF-5
Exons: 1
Coding region: 98-520 (140 amino acids)
Source: RefSeq, a predicted model, not a curated record
GAAGAUUGACAUCUGACAAACAUCACUCAAAAGCCAACAAUAAAUUUUCAAAAUUAAUAAUAAACAGUCAAACCAUGACUGAAACACUCAAUGUAACAUGAAAACAAAAAAAUGUCACGUCGAACCAACCCCUGAACCUCCCCCGCCCGAUCCGUGUAAAAUACAGAAGCGCAAACAGCUCGAAAAAGCUGGAGUAAAGAUUUGUGAGAAACCGCCCAUUCCGCAGCCGUCACCGCCACCAGAGUGCACCGCUAUCUGCAUAGAAAAGGUAAAGAACCCUCCCCUUGCUGUAAGAAGUCACGACCUGCCUGUAGUGUGCGAAGUCGAGCGCCAGAGAACGGGAACCUCCAGGUGUGACGACAUAGAGGCCGCGGUCGCAGCGCAUCCUGACCUACCCUGGCCCGGCUGCCCACCCACACCCACUAUUCCUCCACCGCCUACCCCCGACCCCUGCGAGGAGCAAGCCAAACGAUACAAGCUAGAAGAGUGUAGAGAAAGAAUGAAAAGAUAUCGAGAAUAAGAUGGACCCCUGCAAGACCCCAAAAACGAAAACGUCGAAGGAGAAAUGUAAAAAUCCUUGCCAAACAAAGAAACCGUUCUUUGAAAACAUUUUGGAUAGAUUUCGAAGUAAGGAGAAAAAUUGUCAAACGACAGGUAAGAAAAGAUCUAAUAUAAAUUUUGAAAAGCGCAUUGCGAAGCUAGAGAAUCUGAUAAAGAAGCUUCAAAACGAGAUCUGUGAACUGUCGACGAAUGCGGAGACCUCUAUGAAGGAGAUGCAGAUGGCCAACCGCGGCUCGUCCGAUACCCCUUACCUGCCGGUGCAGGGUUCCGGCGCAAGCGCGUACUCCUGCACGCCGUGUCAAGUGAAGACCAUAAUAGUCAAAGAUAUUAAUUUCACACGUGAAGAUAUUGAAAAAAUAACCAACAAAAUCCCUGAAUUACAAAAUCUGUUCGAUUUUGAGGAAUCCUGUUGUUCUUCAGAAUCGAGAAAUAAUACAAGUGAAGAUUUAGAUAAAGACGAUUAUGAUAACGUAAUGGAGGAAGAAGUUGACAAAUUAAUAUAUGAACUUAAAUCUGAAAUCCGUAACAAACUUGGAUCCACGAAAGGCAGCGGACCAAAAAUAACUGCUUCAAAAGAUGAAAUGGAAUGAAAACUCACAUAUACUAAUAGUAAUAGAAGAGUUGUUGUUUUGCUAUAUUUUGUUAUGUAAAUUAUGACAAAGCCUUUGAAAUAAAUUUAAAAAAAAUCUCAAAUUC